Carassius auratus (goldfish) is the source of this 18576-nucleotide messenger RNA. RefSeq lists its product as uncharacterized. The record is from RefSeq and is a predicted model, not a curated record. The transcript has 75 exons. Gene Ontology annotation, cellular component: membrane; intracellular membrane-bounded organelle. The coding region runs from base 268 to 17385 and encodes 5705 amino acids. Gene Ontology annotation, biological process: transmembrane transport; lipid transport. Gene Ontology annotation, molecular function: ATP binding; lipid carrier activity; ABC-type transporter activity. NCBI's taxonomy places the organism in Eukaryota, Metazoa, Chordata, Actinopteri, Cypriniformes, Cyprinidae.
ACAGCAGACUGGAUUUCACUGACACCGGCGUGUACACCUGACGAGAAAAAUUUUAGAAUUUUCUCCUUAUUAGACUCACUACAUACUUGUUUCUAAUUAUUUUCUUUUGGUAUAAAUUUUUCGUCAGUUGGUGGAAUACAGUAUCACAUGGAAAGUGCUCUUUGCUAGGAAUAACCUGGCAAAAUGUCUUCAUUAUAUCAAACGCAUCGGACUUUAUAACGAUACACCUAAUCCAAUCCAGACUAAACAAGCAGCACAUCUCCUCUGAUGGCCUCCUUCUUACAACAGUUAAGACUACUUCUCUGGAAAAAUGGCCUCAGCGUCAUCCGGCAGCCCACCUGGUCGGUGGCUCUCCUUGUCUGGCCACUUGUGAUAUUCAUUAUCUUGGCGGUCACCCGUUCACAGUUUCCACCAAAACUCAAAGACACAUGCUAUGUGGCACCUAGAAAUCUUCCGAGCGCUGGGUUCUUUCCUUUCCUGCAGACACUCAUGUGUAGCACCGACAGUAUAUGCACCAGCAAAUCCUACCUAACAGAAGGACAGUCCAAAUCGUACUGGAACACAGCUCGUCGCCACCGCAGGGAUGCUGAAUCUCACAGUCUAUCAGCACUAUUCCAUGACCUACCUCCACUGGCCCAUCUACAGAAGGGAGGACUGAUUCACUCAAUCCUUAAAAGGGAUACAUCAAAUCCAGAGCUCCUAGGGCUGUGGGAUAGGAUGCUCAAUUCCAGCUUUCAAAACAUACCCAAUGUGACAGUCAUGCCAACGUUUAACAACACUGUUGUUGAUCAGACAAUGGAGUCCGUUUGGGAAUCUGUGAGCGUCUUGAAAAAAUCCUUAUGCAGCUUCUCCAUGACUGCCAUCAACACAUCAGGCAGUACCCAGCAUCUCUUUACACAAGGCUUAAUAAACUUCUGUAGCUCCAACGACACUGUUCUGGAAGCAUCCUUGGUCACCCUGAACCAGGUGCUGACUGAAAUGCUGCUCAAUAACCCGACAGAAGUAUUGGGAUCAAUUGGAGGGACUGUGGUGGUCUUAGAUAUGCUUCAACAGGAGACGUCAGUGUGGGACUUCCUACUUGGCUUGCCUGAUCUCUUCCUAAAGCCGUCAGAUGAAGAGAUAUUAAACGCUGGAGCAGAGGAAUUGGAAGAUCUUAAAAAUGCCUUGACAUUUAUCCAGAGGAAUUUCCCUCAGACCAACAUCUCUACUGCUGCCACAAACCCAGUCAUCACAAAAGGCAUUGGUUUUCUCAACUACAUGAGUGCUUGGAAAGGGAGAGGUGUGUAUGUCAAACUGAGUGAUGUUGUUACCCCAAGCAACAUUCCUCUACUUAGCUCCGACAUAAGAGACCUUAUCAACCAAAUCCAGAUUCCUCUUGAUAAGAUUCAAGUGCUGUUCAACGAGGCAGACUUUCGUACCUUUUUGUGUGACCAAAACAUCACCGGAUCCUAUUGUUGGAGUUGGGAAGUGGGCAAGAUAUUUGAAGCGAUAAAUACGUGGAAAGUUGUUGAACAGGUACUGUUGAAAUGGAGCCAGACCUCUGCCUCAGCAGACUUGGCCUUCUCUCAGGAGGUGUUCAGUAGCUUGCUGGGCUUAGUCUCUCCAUCGAGCCUGGAUGCUGUUCUCAAACGCACUAGGUCCCAGCGCAGCAGUGAUGCUCAGCCGCAGAGCCUGGGGGAACAAUUAGUCUUCGGAUUAAGCAAUACAGCAUUUGAUUUUCUACAAGGCAUGCCUGGCUGGGAAUACAUUCAGACUUUCAUGAUGGCUGGCCAUUCAUCCAUGCAGGUGGCGAGAGCGGCAAUGGAAGUACAGAUACCAUUCAUUGACAUGGUCCUGAGGGAUGCCAAGUAUGUCCAGGAGGUCUUCCUUUCUCUAAUGCAGAAUGAAACCUUUGCUAAGGCCUGGGCUGACCAUGCCAUGGACUCUAUUGUGGAAACCGUGGCUAAUGUUCUAGAGGGUCACACUAGCUGCAAAAACAUUUCUGCUCCCUGGGCUUGGAUGUCAACAUACAGCUCUAUAGACCUUGAGUUGUGGGGCACUCUAGUUUGUGAUGGAAAUGACACACGUCUUGAGGAAAUGCUGUUAAAAUCACUUUCGCCAGUAACUGAGAAGGUCCAGCAGAUGGUUGGUGCUGUGCAUGGAACUGAAAUGUACAAUGUCACACCCUCAAUACUUAUGGCAGAGUGGCACAGCCUGUACAAAACCUACCUGCAGUAUGUCACUGCCCUCCAGAGCUUGCAAACUGUGGUUAAUGAGAACUAUUUUGCGGGGAACAUUUCAGUCGGAUUGUCCCAGAUUCUUUUGACCAGGGCUACCGGUACAUUUGAGAACAUGGGUUCUCUGCUUGAGAACAGCUAUCUGUGGCCCUCCAUGGAACCAUAUUUCCAUAUGGCUUAUUGGAUUUUGACCUACCAACCCAAUGCCACUGCAUCACCAAACUGCACACUUCUUCCAUCUGCCUUCACCUGUCAGACCGGCUUUACCUGGGAAACAGCUGUUCCACUGAUUCAUUCUUUGUUCUCUGAAGUGUCAAGAGAACCAGACAGUCUGUUAAGACCUCUCCAGGGGACAGUAGCUCUCCUCCAAAACAGUUACAUGCAACUUUUACAGAAAGUCAUUGCCAAUGGCCUACCAGGUCAGCUCCUUGUUGGUGACUUGAGACUUAGAGACUUGUUGCUGAACCUCAUUAAUACAGUUGAUAAAGAAAUUCAGCUCCUCACCAACAUUCAGUCCACACAACAGUUUGAUACUCAGCUCUCGCUCACUCUGUUAAAUGACAUCAUGGAAGCUUUUGGACUGGGGAAGAUAGAGAACCUGUUGUCAGGAGGUUCCCAAACAUCGAGCAUGCACCCAGUCAUCAUGGGCGUCCUUCAGGUCUUGAACAAUGGGUCCAUCCAGAUGCUAAAUGUAGAGGAUAGUUUUGCAGUUCUUCAAGCUAUUUUGAGCCAACUUGGAGCCAUCUUGCCUCCAGCACAACAGUAUCAGUUUGAAGCAGUGCUAAAUAAGACUUAUGCCCUCAUUCGAGAUCUGGAGAUGUGUUCAGCUUUUGACCAGGACUGUGUUGCUGAUGUCCAGAAUGCCUGCGAUAAUCUUGGAGCAAUCCUUGCAUUUGAAAAUAAUAUGACGAUCCCAAUCACACCUCUGGGUAACAUGACUCUCCCUGUUGUGCUUGAUGUUCUCACUCUGCUCCUGCCAUGGAACAUGUCCCAGCCAUCAGAAGCCUCAAUGGAAAUUUUAAGAAAGAUUCAGUAUCUUCUUGAGCAGGCUUAUGCAUCUCCCCUGAACAUCAGUCAAGUUUUACAAGUCUCCAAUCUCACCAAUUUGGAAUUAGAACAAGUCAAUUCAGUAAUUCAUUCUAAUUGGUCAGCAUCCUUACUUAAGACUCUGAAUAUGGUCUUUCAAAUCCCACAAUGCAUGAACACUCAAACUACACAGUCUCCCCAAAAGCCUCCUGCUAAUGGACAAGCCGAAUGUAUCUUUGAGCUAAUCCAGACUGCUUCUGGUUUACUUGGAGUAAUACCUGUGGCAGAUAAUGUUCAAAUGACUCUUAAUAAUUGGCUUAACAUAAUUUCAAUAGAGUAUCAGAAACUAAAUAACAUAUCCAUUUCUGGAUCUGACCCACUUGCACUAACAGAAGAGGUGCUGAUUACAACACUGUCAGCCAUUAGACAAAACCUUCAGGGUCUUGAUGUGGAGAACAUCACUGAUAUUACCAAUGAGCUCAACAUUCUGGAAGACCUCUUGAAAAAUGUAUUCAGAGAACAAUACCCAUACCACACCAUUAACUCGACAUUGAUGGUGCAGAGACAGUAUGCACAGAUGGUGUAUGGAGAAAUCACACUGUGGUAUUUAAACAAGCUUGGAAAUGCCACCAGUGGCAGUAUGUUUGCUGAGAUUCUCCAUCAACUGAAACGCAUAACUGAAAUGCAGGUGGCACUCAACAAUGCAGCAGCAGAUAUGGUGACGCUAGCAAUGAAUCAGAUCCAGAGCUUGAGUCAUAUGAGGUUUCCUCUGGAAGGUGAGGAUCUUGUACAAGUUUCCAAUACAACCAUGACCAUGCUGCAGGAUGAGCUGGCACUGAUUAAAGGAACUCUUGAGAUCCAGCAGGCGUUCUAUGAUUCUCUAGGCUCCCCAAUGAACAACAGUAUCCCUGCUGAAAUUGAAGCUCAGAUCAUGACCUACCUCAACUUGACAAGGGAGUGGAUCACUAACCCAAAUGUGAUGACAGCACUUGCUAGAAUUUUCCAGUGGGAAAUUAGCUCUGUAGAUAUUACAACACCUGGGAAGGAUCUUGAGCAGCUCCUCCAAGCCUUGACUCCCCUACUCCAUCUUGAAGAUAAAGAGUCCCUUGUUUUUCUUGACCAGUUCUCUCAGGCAGUAAACUACGCUCUACAGGUGUCUAGCACUGAUGGUGGUCUUCAAAGCGAAAACUUCACAGAAGCCAUCAUCGGUGCUGUGAGAGUGAUUCUGAAGAGUAUAUCAAAUGAAACUGGAGCUCUACCUCAGGAUGUGAUUAACAAUGUUCUUGAUGCUUUUAAUGGUUCACUUCAGCUGAUCCUGAACCCUAAUAUGAGCUAUGCCCAAGCUAACACCCUAACACAGGAGACUAUCCAGAUGGUAGAGGGAGCGAUUCAUACCCUUUUACCAGCAGAGGCAGCUGAGGUGUUGGUUCCCAUUAAAAACAUCAUUUUAUCCUAUCUGAAUAACAUCUCCCAGCCAGCUGGAUUUGAUCUUUGGAAUGAACUCAUUGCAAAUGUGAUGAAAGAGCUUCAGAAUUCCCUGCCAUCAAACAACACAGCUCAGCCCAUCAUAUCAAUGAUAAUCAAGCUCACAGGAAACCUUCUGAGCUCAAAUGAAGGCAAUUUGACCAAGGACUGGAUCAUUAACCAACAACUGACAAUGGCACUUGCUGUAAUCUUCCAGGGGAAUGCUAGCUCUGUAGAUCUUGCUGCAGCUGGGGUGAAUCUUGACCAACUUUUUAAAGCCAUGGCCCCCCUACUCUCCCCUGAAGACAAAGCCUUCCUCGAUGUUGCUGAACAGGUGUCUCAGAGACUAACCUACGCUCUACAGGUGUCUAGCACUGAUGGUUGUCUUCAAAGUGAAAACUUCACAGAAGCCAUCAUUAGUACUGUCAGACUAGUUCUGGAGAGUGUUUCAAAUGAAACUGGAGCUCUACCUCUGGAUGUGAUUAACAAUGUUCUUGAUGCUUUUAAUGGCUCACUUCAGCUGAUCCUGAACCCUAAUAUGAGCUAUGCCCAAGCUAACACCCUAAUACAGGAGACUAUCCAGAUGGUAGAGGGAGCGAUUCAUACCCUUUUACCAGCAGAGGCAGCUGAGGUGUUGGUUCCCAUUAAAAACAGCAUUUUAUCCUAUCUGAAUAACAUCUACCAGCCAGCUGGAUUUGAUCUUUGGAAUGAACUCAUUAUAAAUGUGACGACAGAGCUUCAGAAUUCCCUACCAUCAAACAACACAGCUCAGCCCAUCAUAUCAAUGAUAAUCAAGCUCACAGAAAACCUUCUGAGCUCAAAUGAAGGCAACUUGACCAAGGACUGGAUCAUUAACCAACAACUGACAAUGGCACUUGCUGUAAUCUUCCAGGGGAAUGCUAGCUCUGUAGAUCUUGCUGCAGCUGGGGUGAAUCUUGACCAACUUUUUCAAGCCAUGGACCCUCUACUCUCCCCUGAAGACAAAGCCUUCCUCGAUGUUGCUGAACAGGUGUCUCAGAGACUAACCUACGCUCUACAGGUGUCUAGCACUGAUGGUGGUCUCCAAAGUGAAAACUUCACAGAAGCCAUCAUUAGUACUGUCAGAGUAGUUCUGGAGAGUAUUUUAAAUGAAACUGGAGCUCUACCUCAGGAUGUGAUUAACAAUGUUCUUGGUGCUUUUAAUGGCUCACUUCAGCUGAUCCUGAACCCCAACAUGAGCUAUGCCCAAGCUAACACCCUAACACAGGAUACUAUCCAGAUGGUAGAGGGAGCGAUUCAUACCCUUUUACCAGCAGAGGCAGCUGAGGUGUUGGUUCCCAUUAAAAACAUCAUUUUAUCCUAUCUGAAUAACAUCUCCCAGCCAGCUGGAUUUGAUCUUUGGAAUGAACUCAUUGCAAAUGUGAUGAAAGAGCUUCAGAAUUCCCUGCCAUCAAACAACACAGCUCAGCCCAUCAUAUCAAUGAUAAUCAAGCUCACAGAAAACCUUCUGAGCUCAAAUGAAGGCAAUUUGACCAAGGACUGGAUCAUUAACCAACAACUGACAAUGGCACUUGCUGUAAUCUUCCAGGGGAAUGCUAGCUCUGUAGAUCUUGCUGCAGCUGGGGUGAAUCUUGACCAACUUUUGCAAGCCAUGGACCCCCUACUCUCCCCUGAAGACAAAGCCUUCCUCGAUGUUGCUGAACAGGUGUCUCAGAGACUAACCUACGCUCUACAGGUGUCUAGCACUGAUGGUGGUGUCCAAAGUGAAAACUUCACAGAAGCCAUCAUCGGUGCUGUGAGAGUGAUUCUGAAGAGUAUAUCAAAUGAAACUGGAGCUCUACCUCAGGAUGUGAUUAACAAUGUUCUUGAUGCUUUUAAUGGUUCACUUCAGCUGAUCCUGAACCCCAACAUGAGCUAUGCCCAAGCUAACACCCUAACACAGGAGACUAUCCAGAUGGUAGAGGGAGCGAUUCAUACCCUUUUACCAGCAGAGGCAGCUGAGGUGUUGGUUCCCAUUAAAAACAGCAUUUUAUCCUAUCUGAAUAACAUCUACCAGCCAGCUGGAUUUGAUCUUUGGAAUGAACUCAUUAUAAAUGUGACAACAGAGCUUCAGAAUUCCCUACCAUCAAACAACACAGCUCAGCCCAUCAUAUCAAUGAUAAUCAAGCUCACAGAAAACCUUCUGAGCUCAAAUGAAGGCAACUUGACCAAGGACUGGAUCAUUAACCAACAACUGACAAUGGCACUUGCUGUAAUCUUCCAGGGGAAUGCUAGCUCUGUAGAUCUUGCUGCAGCUGGGGUGAAUCUUGACCAACUUUUUCAAGCCAUGGCCCCUCUACUCUCCCCUGAAGACAAAGCCUUCCUCGAUGUUGCUGAACAGGUGUCUCACAGACUAACCUACGCUCUACAGGUUUCUAGCACUGAUGGUGGUCUCCAAAGCGAAAACUUCACAGAAGCCAUCAUUAGUACUGUCAGAGUAGUUCUGGAGAGUGUUUCAAAUGAAACUGGAGCUCUACCUCAGGAUGUGAUUAACAAUGUUCUCGGUGCUUUUAAUGGCUCACUUCAGCUGAUCCUGAACCCCAAUAUGUACAACAUGCAAGCUAACCAUCUCACACAGAAGACUAUACAGAUGGUAGAGGGAGCUAUUCAUGGCCUCUUGCCAGCAGAGGUGGCUGAGGUGUUGGUUCCCAUGAAAAACAGCAUUUUAACAUAUUUGCAAACCAUCUCCCAAUCUGCAGGACCAGACAAAUGGAAUGAAGUCAUUGUGAAUGUGAUGAGAGAGCUUCAGAAUUCACUGCCAUCAAACAACACAGCUCAGCCCAUCAUAUCUGUGAUACUCAAGGUCACGGAGUAUGUUCUAAACUCAAAUGAAGGAUAUACAAACAUGUGGCACAACCUAGGCAACUUCAGUCUUGGCAGCCUAAAUGAAAUAACAGAACAGCUUGCAGUCUUUCUGGGCUCUGUGUCACCAUUCAAGAAUGAGUCCACCCAGACUGUCACAGAAUCCAUAGGCGUUCUGGUCCAGAUCCUUUCCGGGAGUGCUGACCAGCUGACCUUUGACAAGUUAGAGAAGAUGUUGGCUGCUCUGUUUUCAACCUUCAAAGGUACUCCUAUGUGGGAUUCUUUGCCGUCUGUCGUGUCCACAAUUCAACAAGCCAUUGUCAGCAGUGCUAACAACUUGCAGGCACAAACAGAGCUCCUCCACGGCCUCCAGCAGCCAUUGUCCAACCUGUUGUCAGACAUUUUUCAUGUUAUGAACACAAGUGGUUUCACUACUCAGUCCUUUAUUGGUGGAUUGCCACAGGCCCUUGUGUCAACUGUAGAAGCUGCUUUGCAGGCUGGUUUGGAGGGUCAGAGCCCGAACUGCAGCUACAUACAGCAGAUAUGGCACGAUGUCAGAGCUGAUACUGGAAUAAGUGAAGACACUGUUGCUUUGUGGUGUAACAUCAGCCUAGUGCCAGUCAUAGCAGCUUACAAUAAACCAGCUCCAGCCUUUAAUAUGACGGGAAUGGAGAUGAACCCUCUAUGGAUAAAUGCCACUGCAGGAAUGAUGGCCGAGUCACUGGAGACUUUCUAUGGGGCGAUCCUAAACAGUACCUUUGCUAGCAGUCACCUUUCAGAGGUCUUAUUGCAUUACACUUCAAUGCUAUACAACCUCUCUGUGCUAGAAAUAACAAACCAGGCUGACUGGAAUGUCCAGCUCCUCCAGAUGCAGCUGAACCAAAGCCUCUCCUCAGUUCAAAUGGCUCUGGAUCAAAUUAAGACAGAAGCUCCCUGGAUGACGCCAUACAUCGAGGCACUUGGAAAAACUAUAGAGGUCAUCCUACAGAAUGGCAAUCUCCUCCAGGACUCAACUGUAAGCCCUCAGAUCAUCAUGCAAGCUCUGGAGGUCACGCUCACCGGAAUGAACUUUACAGAGGAAACCAUUAAUUACAUCCUGAAUGGAGACAUAUUUAUGAACCCCAAUGGAAGCACAGUUGACAGUUUAAUAAAAGAGGUUAUCCAGCAAAUCAUUGGUACGGGAUUGCUGGGCGACUGGCCCACCCUUUAUGGAGUAAUGCAGCAAGUUCUGUAUUUGGAAGAUACAAGUGGCACCCUAUGGAAAACUGUUGAUUUUUUCAACUGGCUGUACUCUACUCAAGAUACUGGAUUAAAUUUUGUCUUGGAGAUCCUGCGCAAGCUAUACGAUAUAGUAAGAGAUGCCCUUACCAAGAUGCCACUGCCGUGUCUCUCAAAAACCUUUAUCGACCUUUCAGGGAAUGUUUUGUCCAUGCUGAAACAGAUCAAACUAACCAGUGACCUCUUCGACCCUGUGGAACAAUAUCUAAGUCCACUCAAAAUGCAAAUUGCUCAGGGACAGAACCUACCAAGUCUUGUGUCCCAGACAAAAAAUGCCAGAAGAAUUGCUAGCGAUGUACAGAGAGAGCCAGUGGAUGACUUCCUUGACCUUCUUGACAUCGACUACCAAGCCCUGCUUGAAGUUCUAUCCAUUCCACCAACCUCGACUGAAAUUCUGGAGACUAUUCAUGUUUUCUUUGCAAAUCCAGACUUGGGUGUCCUACUGAAGGGUUAUUUGAGUGAAAUUACAAGUCAGGAGGAAACCAUUGACACAGCUCUGAACGUGCUGUCCUACUUGACACUCCCUAGCAAUGGACAGAAGUUCCUGGAGAUGUUCAUGGACAUCAGUAGUGAUGGGUGGAGUUUGCAGGACCUUAAUAAAGUAGAGCAAUUUGCAGAGAGCAUAGGAAGUACAAUUGACGUGGCCAUGGUGUUAUCCGACCAGCCACCUCUGAACAUUGCGCAAAGAGUCGAGAACAUGGCCCAACAACUUCAAGCUUUGGUGUCAAAUAUCAUCUUGCAGGGUGGAAAUGGGACAGACAUUGCAAUUCAAUUCCUCAUGGCGCUCAACGAGAACUUCAAGGACAUCAGCCCUCAGGUCACUGGCAUUCUCCAAAACAUAAUUGGCUCGUUUUCCAGUCCAGGGUCGCCGAUGAGCGUAGAGUCCUAUUUAGCAGCUGUAAAUCAAACCGCAGAAGCCUUCGACUCACUUCCCUCUGGAGAGAUAGCUGUAUAUUUUAACAUAUCUGGACAAAUGCUGCAAGCCUUUGCAUUGCUCGAGGCAUAUCCCGGAGACAUAGAAAAAGUCAUGAUGUCCACCAGCAUGAUUUCAAACUCCCUAAACCAUGUCCUUGCCCUCUCAAAUAUCACAGCUCUUCCGAAUGGACAGACUGUUCAAGAGGUCACCCAUCCCGUCAUCCUUAGCAGUGCCAUGGCCACCCACAUCCUAUUCAACCUCUCCAUGUCAAACUAUAGCCUAAGCAGCGCUGCUGAGACGGAGAUGCUUUUGACCCAGACGUUCAAUCACAUGGUUGUCGUUCUCCCCAAGGAAACGCACAUGUACCUCUUUGCUAUCAAAUCGGCUCUAUUCAGUGCCCUCUCAAAAGUAUCCAACACUGCAGAAAUCUCAUCCCACUUCCCAGAAAUCUCCCAGCUGGUUACACAGUCUCUUCUUAACUCUCUAAACAUUACUUAUGAUCCGACAUCUAUGCAUAUGACUCCAGAUGGCCUUGUUUACAUCUUGAUGACCGUGUCUAAUCAAGUGUCCAUGAGUCUCUACGAGGGCCUUAUGUUAUCCGGUUCCCCUAUCCAAAUCUCACAAGCAUUGAACUCUUUAAGUGAGGUUGCAUCUUCCAUAUACUCGAUAAUGCCUGUUGAGGGACGGCCAUACAUCAAUAUCACACUCAACCUAAUGGAGACAAUGUCUUUUGUUCUUAAUGGCACCAGCACCUUUAGGGAUGUCAGUGGGGCUGUAUCUCAAGCAGCCAGUUCUGUCAACAAACUUCACAACAUGAACUCAAAUUCCUCCAGCACCAUUAUAAGUGACCUAGAGCAGACCCUUAAGACAAUCCUAGUGAUCAUCCAAGAAGACCAAAACCCUUUCACCCAAACAGCUGUUAUUACCCAGCAGCUGUUGCACACCAUCCAAAAUCUCAUCUUGCUGGGCAAUAGCAGCAAUGUGGAGUCUGAACUCGCCAAAAUAGCGCUGGGGGCUUCUAGCAUGAAUAUCGACCAUCUGGUGGGGAUGAAUGACACUAACUGGACUGACAAACUUCCUGUGCUGUUGACAAACCUCGAAAAUAGCCUUCCAGAAGACCUGCCAUAUUCUUCUCAUAUUAAGUCCAUCAUAAGAAGCCUGGCCAACGAAUCCCAAGAAAAUCUGCAUCUUCUACAGCAAGUGCUAAACACCGCCUUUGAAUUAGGCUCAGCCGGCUGGACAAAUGAGAGUUCGGGCACGACACUGGACCACCUGUUAACUAAGGUGUGUGCUCUGGAAAACAUGGCUGCUGUGCAGCUGAUCACCCAGGUUCUGCCUCUGGGACCCAGAGUGCUAUGCGACACUGUUGUUCCCGCAGUUCAGGCCUUCUAUAUGCUCACAACCAACCUGGUGAACCAAAGCACCGACAUCAAUGAUCUGAUUUUCCAGACUUUCAUUGGAGACCCUAACACUUACAACACUGGAGUGGACUGGACAUCAACUCUCUCUCAAGUUGUGGGCUUCGACAUCUCAACUCUGAAAAGUCUUAAUAUCAAUAUGUCAUCUCCAGCUGGAGUGAAAGUUUCAGAGCUGCUGAAAAACACCACUCUGUUUGUUCAGGAUGUCGAGCGGUAUACCAGCUUCCCCCCUCACAUUCUUCAGGCUCUAUUAGAUUACCCUCUACCCAGCAGCAACAUGCAGAGCUUGGUGUGGCUGGCAAACCUACAGCAUUGCUCGGACCCCUCGUCUUUGCAACUGGACCCUGCAGGGCAGGAGAUCUUCAGCACCUUCUGUGAACGGUCACAUGACUGGUACAGCAUCACGGUCCUCUUUCUUCGCCAUGUGGACAUGAAGGCGGCUUUAUUCAGGCUGGUGUUGUCCAAAGAAAUUCAGGAUUUGGUGGCAGUCAUGCUAGAGAUGGUCAAGUUUUUGACGGACAUGAUGCACAAACUGGUACCUGCCAUUAACAAACUACAGGGAUACCUAACAAACAUUGGAGAGCUAAACCUGGUGGCCAACCAAGAGUUCCACAGUCUGGUGAGGGGAAAGCGGUCCACCAUUUCUAGCAGGGCCACGUUUAGUACCAUUGCUCGUGCCUUAUGCAAAAACGGCAUCCUGACGCUGUUCGCCAUCGGAAAAGUUCCUAUUGUAACCGAGACUGAUCCUUCUGUCCAGACGGACCACAAAAAAGAAGAGCUGAUUAAGAAGUUCAAAAUCCCACCCGAUGCUAGUCCCUUCUGUAUGAACCUCUACUUGGAUAUGGUGAACACUACAGGCGGCGCGGUGGCCUGGGCCUUCCUCAAACCCAUGCUGUUAGGACAGGUCCUGUACUCACCUGACACACCAGUGACGAGAGAGAUCAUGAGAAAGUCAAAUUCUACUCUGCACCAGUUUGGUGAUCUAAAGCUUUAUGCGUCCGAGUGGAUAGAGUCAUCGUCAUAUGUGAUGCAGUCUGCCACCAUCCUGACAAAAACCUUGCCAAUACUUCAGAAUUCUCUGCGCAAUCCUUUCGUCCAAAACUUCAUUAAGACUCAGACCGGCAUUGAUGUUGCACAAAUGAGCACAACUCUCAACCAGUUCUCAAACAUGACAGUCCUUUUAGAGGAAAACAAGUUUAUCAUGGAGCAGAUCACCACGCUUUCCAUGCUGAUGAUGAACCUUUCCUCCUGUGUCAACUUCGACCGCUACCGAGCCUUCAACUCCACUGAUGAACUCAACGAGCAGGCGGAGAAACUGGCUCAAAACCGUGAACUCUACGCCAGCAUUAUUUUCAAACUUCCUGAGGAGACCUCCAGUAGCCUGCCCCAGAACAUCGACUACACCAUCCGAAUGAACAUCGAGAAUGUCAUGCGCACAGACCGAGUACGGAAUCCCUUCUGGGUGAAAGAUGCCUUCGUGUCAACAACGAAGACCCAGCGGUACAACCGAGGCUUCGUGUAUCUGCAGGAGAGCAUCGACAGAGCCAUCAUCGAAAUGCAGACGGGUAAAGCCAUUGAUGGGCCCGCGGUCCAGUUGCAAGCGUUCCCGUAUCCCUGCUACUACAAGGAUGACUACCUCAACAGCAUCGCUUUUGCCUUCCCAAUGGCUCUCAUGAUUUCCUGGGUGCUGUUUGUCGCCCACUUUGUGAAAAAACUCGUCCACGAGAGAGAGCUGCGACUUCACGAGUACAUGAAAAUGAUGGGGGUCAAUCCCAUCAGCCACUUCUUUGCCUGGUUAAUUGAAAGUGCUGUGUUCCUGCUGGCGACCGUCAUCAUCCUCACCAUCAUUUUGAAAUCUGGCGGCAUCCUUCCUCGCAGCAAUGCCUUCGUGCUCUUCCUCUACCUUUGCGACUAUGGCUUCAGCGUCCUUGCAAUCAGCUUCCUGGUCAGCUCCUUUUUCGAUAAGACCAACAUCGCCGGGCUGAGCGGCAGCCUUAUCUAUGUCAUCUGUUUCUUCCCCUUCAUCGUGCUGAUCCACUUGGAGGACAAUCUUUCCUUCAGUGUGAAGAGUGCUCUGAGUCUCUUUUCUCCGACAUGCUUCAGUUAUGCCAGCCAGUAUAUUUCCCGCUAUGAAAAACAGGAAGAAGGCAUCCAGUGGAGCAACAUCUAUAUCUCUCCUCUGGCUGGUGACACUUCCUCCUUCGGUUGGCUCUGCUGGCUGCUCCUCAUUGACUCAGUAGUAUACUUUAUCAUUGGGAUUUACAUCCGCAUGGUCUUCCCAGGAAAGUAUGGCAUUGCUGUUCCGUGGUACUUCCCAGUGAGUCGGUCCUUCUGGACAGAUAUGUUCAGCUGCUGUAGCAGAAUGCCAAAGAAAAUAGGCAGAGGGUUGCUCUUUACUAACAUGAUGCACGAACAAAAAAACACUGACAAGAGCAAAGGUAAAAGUAGCUUGGCGGGUAAUGGAGAAGAAGACUUCUCAGGAUUGCCUGUUGGAGUCUCACUUUAUGGCCUGACGAAGACCUACAGCAACCGGCAUGCUGUAGACAAUCUGAACCUUUCUUUCUAUGAGGGACAUGUCACAUCUCUGCUGGGUCACAAUGGAGCUGGAAAAACCACCACUAUGUCACUCCUGACAGGACUGUUUUCACCGACCAGCGGCACCAUUGAGGUGUAUGGGAUGGAUAUGCAGACGUCUAUAGAUGAUGUGCGUAAGGAGAUGGGCGUGUGCAUGCAGUAUGAUGUCCUGUUUGACCACCUUACCACAAAGGAACACCUGCUGCUAUACGCUCAGAUCAAAGCUCCCCACUUGACCAAACAGGAAGUGAACGAACAAGUACAAAAAAUCCUAAUGGAAACAGACAUGCACGCCCAUCGCCACAAGCGUGUCGGCACCCUGUCAGGAGGUAUGAAGAGGAAGCUAUCCAUCUCCAUUGCCUUCAUUGGAGGCUCACGGCUGGUGGUGCUAGACGAGCCGACCACCGGGGUGGAUCCCUGUUCCCGACGCAGCAUCUGGGACAUUGUCCUUCAACACAAGCAAGAGCGUACCAUCAUCCUUUCCACACAUCACCUGGAUGAGGCUGAAGUUCUCAGUGACCGCAUCGCCUUCCUGGAGCGCGGAGGCCUUAAAUGCUGUGGUUCGCCCUUCUACCUCAAAGACAAGCUGGCUAAGGGCUACAACCUCACCCUCACAAGAAAGGUUCAGUCUCCUGAUUCAAACCAAAAGUUUAACAUUGAAGAACUAAGGGCUUUCAUUCAGUCGCACCUGCCUGACGCUCGGCAGAAGGAGGGAGAGGUGGGCGAUUUGGUCUAUGUCCUCCCACCAUACACCCCCCAGAAUGCAGCUGCGUACCACUCUCUGCUCACCAGUCUGGAUCAGAAUCUGGAUAAGCUUCAGCUGGGCUGCUAUGGCAUUUCCGACACCACCCUGGAAGAGGUGUUCCUGCAGUUGACUCGAGACGACUUGGAGCCCAAAGAAAGUGACACCUGGUCUGUAUCAGAGUCUGUGAUAGCCAAUGACAUGUUUGCCUCAAGAGACAGCAUUCCUGACGAAUUCAACAACGCGUACCUUGGAGAGAAAGCCAGCCUCACUGGGACCUCAGUUGUGCGUGGGUUCACUCUGACUGCGCAGCGGGCGAUGGCCAUGCUGCUGAAACGCGUGCACCACUCCAGGAGGGACUGGAAGGGGCUGUUCUCCCAGGUGUUGUUGCCUGUACUCUUUGUAAUUGCUGCCAUGGGCCUAGGCUCCAUCAAGAAUGAUCUUCAGCACUUUCCCAAGAUUGUGCUUUCUCCUGCUCUGUACCAUGUUGAUGAACAGUAUAGCUUCUUCAGCAAUCAGAAUCCCACCGCCAGCAGUCUUGUAGAUUCCAUGAUGUCUUAUCCAGGCAUUGACCACGUCUGCAUGAGAGACCCCACAGAUUCGCUUUGCAAAGAGAGACCUACUGCAGGAAGUGAGACCUGGAUCUCCAGAGGCAACAGCUCUGCUACAUAUACCACCUGCAAGUGUAGCAACCAAGUGCAGUCAUGUCCUGCAUCCGAUUACGAACCACCUCACAAAAGAAAUCCAUCAUCCCAGAUUGUUUACAACCUGACAGGCAUCAACACAGAGAACUACCUGCUGGCCACUGCCAAUGACUUCAUCAGGAUCAGAUAUGGAGGCUGGGACUUCGGAAAGCCUCUUCCCUUUGAUCUUAAGAUGGACAUGUUAGAUGUGCCAGAGAACAGAACCCUUAGUAAGGUUUGGUAUAAUCCAGAAGGUCACCACACCAUGCCUGCCUACCUCAACAGCCUUAACAACUUUAUUCUGAGAUCCAAUCUGCCAAAAGAGAAACGGCAACAAUAUGCCAUCUCCAUAUCCAGCCACCCUUACCCUGGCCAAGUGCAAGACGAGGAUGUCAUGGUGAGCGGUUUGGUCAGCAUCCUGGUUGCUCUCUGUGUGCUCACUGGCUACUCCAUCAUGACGGCCAGCUUUGUCAUCUAUGAGGUUCAGGAACAUCACACGGGCUCCAAAAGACUCCAACAGAUCUCUGGCAUCAGCGAACCUUUCUACUGGAUCAUCAACUUCUUCUAUGAUAUGGCUCUUUAUAUGGUUCCCGUGCUCCUCUCGGUGGCGAUGAUAGCAGCGUUCCAGCUCUCAGCAUUCACAGACAGGCAGAACCUCGGCGCGGUCACACUUCUACUGGUGCUAUUUGGCUUCUCCACCUUCCCUUGGAUGUAUCUUCUGUCUGCGGUAUUCAAGGAUACAGAAAUGGCCUUUAUCGGUUAUGUUUGCAUCAAUCUCUUCAUCAGUGUCAACACCAUCAUCUCCACAUCCAUUAUUUACUUCCUGGGUCAGCUCAACCAGAAUGACCAGAGCAUCCUGGAUGUGUACCAUACCAUGAGCAACAUAUUCCUAGUCUUCCCUCAGUUCAGCUUUGGCAAUGGUUUGAUGGAGUUGGCAAGGGUUGACAUGCAGGUGCAGAUCCUGAGUGCUUUCGGAGUGGAUGCCUACAAGAACCCGUUCAGCAUGGAUGUUCUGGGCUGGAUGUACAUCUCCAUGUUCCUGCAGGGCUUCAUCUGCUUCACACUUCGCCUGCUACUUAACAAGACGCUCAUUCGCAAAGUCAGAUGGUUAUUCUGCUGGAAGAAGAACGUUGUUCAGAACUAUAGCCCCAAUGAAGAUGAAGAUGUGGUGGCUGAACGUCUGCGUAUGGACCGUGGCGAUGCACAUGCAGAUAUUCUGCAGGUUAAGCAUCUGACUAAGGUGUAUCAAAACCUGAACAAGAGGGUCCAGGCGGUGAAGAAGCUGUCUGUCGGCAUCCCAGCUGGAGAGUGCUUUGGAUUGCUGGGAGUCAAUGGUGCAGGAAAGACCACUACCUUCAAGAUGCUGACAGGAGACAUUAGCCCUACUGACGGCUCGGCCAAGAUUCGUGACAUUGACGGGAGAAUGGUUGACAUCAUAGACUGCAGGAGAGAGGGCAUAAACAUUGGUUACUGCCCCCAGGUGGACGCACUGGAUGACCUCCUGACUGGAGAAGAACAUCUCUAUUUUUACGCCCGCAUCAGGGGCAUCUCCAAGAGGGAGACUGACCGGGUUGUGAACUAUCUGUUGAAAAAGUUGGAGCUGAAUUACCAUAGACACAACACAAGUGAGAGCUACAGUUGUGGAACACGCCGGAAGCUGUCGACAGCCUUGGCCCUGAUCGGAAACCCUCAGAUCCUUCUCCUGGAUGAACCCAGCUCUGGAAUGGACCCACGUUCCAAACGUCACCUUUGGAAGAUCAUCUCUGAGCAAGUGAUGGGCAAAUGUGCUGUUGUCCUAACAUCACACAGCAUGGAGGAGUGUGAGGCCCUUUGCACCCGUCUGGCUAUAAUGGUAAAAGGACAGUUCAGAUGUCUCGGUUCCUUACAGCACAUCAAAAACAGGUUUGGUAAAGGAUUCACGGUGAAGAUGCACUUAGCUGGAGCCUCCUGCGAUGUAGAUAUGAUCAGUAACUUCAUGCAGCAGAAUUUCCCCAGCAUGUGCCUGAAGGAUCAUCACUCAAAUAUGGUGGAGUACCAUGUGCCUGUUGCUCCUGGUGGUGUGGGUUCAAUCUUUGGUCUGUUGGAGUCCAACAAGGCUGUACUGCAAAUCAAACACUUCUCAGUCAGCCAGACCACUCUGGAUGAGGUUUUCAUUAACUUUGCCAUGGGGAAGACGGACACAGACGAACAGGAAGUCACUCAAGGAAUGGACACUGACAGUCUAGACUCGUACAAUGCAUUGGACUAAUGGAAUACUUGGACAUUAUAGCAUUCAAAUAACCUAAAAAAAAGAAAAGAAAAAAAAAGAUGUUAAUUUAAUACAUAGGAAAUAUUUUAUAGGCUAUAUCAUAUGUUGGUGUUGUGAUUAUUUCAAUGAAAGACAAAAAACAAAUAUUUUUUUAUAGAAUAAUGAAGUCGCCAAAUACCUUACGGAUAAUUAUUGUGGAUUUAUAUGAAUGAUUAUGUGUUAAUUAACUCUUUCUGCUCUUCCAAACAUGGGUUCAAAUUUUGCUCAACUUUGGAGGAACUUCAUAUGGAAGUUUGAUGCUAUUUGUAUCACCUUAAAAGGGUUAAUAUGCAGAAAGUCUAUAUUAGUUUACAUAGUUCAGUGCAAUACAUUAGUCUUUCGUUUGUCAUCAAACAACUCUGCUGCUUAUCAAAGAAAAUCAAGUCAUUUAUUAACUAAAUUGUUUGAAAUGUUAUUAGCUCUUCCAUAUACAUUAAUCAAAACAUGAAUUACUGACACAAACAACCAGCAAUGUGUUCCUUAAUACAGAAUUAAAUAUGUAUUUAGAGUGAAUAGCACUCUUGCAGCUCUUGUCUGGGGUUGAUAUAAAUCACAAAGACCUUUUUGGCUCCAAGAAAUAAAUGAUUCUUCAAUGUCUGCACAUCUUCACUCUCAUUAAUAUUUUCUCGGAAGGCACAUCUCUUGUUCAAGAAUGUACUAAAUAUUUCAUCGGCCCUUUCCUCUGUCUGCUUCAAGGCACGGUUCCUCUUUUAAAAAUGUACCAAGCUUAUUUUUACAUUAAUGCUAUUUUUCACAUGCAGUUGUUAAGCGUUUGUCUUAUUGAAUGUACUGCAAUUGGUUUUUUAUGUCACAAGUUGAGGUGUGCAAAUCUUUUUUUUUUUUUUCAUAGAAAAUUUUGCACUGUGGAAAUGAUGAACUAUCCAAUGUCCAGACUGCAUUUCAGGCAUGUUCUGUCUUUUCUCUAUCCAUCCAUCCAUCCAAAUUUUUAACCCCUCAUAGUAGCAUUUUAAAGCUAAAUAUCUCCACUACAUGUUACAGACGUAUUUUAAAAUCAAAUUUGACAAAUUUCUGCACUGAAAGUGGUAAAGGGUUAGAAACUGUACUUGAAUUAUACAAUAAGUAAAUUAAAAUGGAAAUGAUUCAAAUCACUAUUGUACAACUGUAAAAUAAAUCAAUCACACGCACUGAAAA